This is a messenger RNA of Galleria mellonella (greater wax moth), 1838 nucleotides long. RefSeq names its product FAD-dependent oxidoreductase domain-containing protein 1 (gene l(2)37Bb). Gene Ontology annotation, molecular function: oxidoreductase activity. The transcript has 6 exons. The coding region runs from base 129 to 1436 and encodes 435 amino acids. Gene Ontology annotation, cellular component: cytoplasm. Lineage: Eukaryota; Metazoa; Arthropoda; Insecta; Lepidoptera; Pyralidae. The record is from RefSeq and is a predicted model, not a curated record.
CAGACUGACACUCUCAGGUCAAACUGACACUAUCAAUGUCAAAUAAUGGAUAAAAAUUUUAUUAUAAACUUUUUUAUAAACCAAAUAAAGUAGAAAAGUCACUGAAUUAAAUAAAAUAAACAUUUAUAAUGCUCUCCGUUAAAUUUUUCAAUCAUAUCGUACACGCAAAUAAAAAUAUACUAAGACCUUACAGUAAUAAUAUCCUAAAUUUAUGCAUACGACAUUAUAGAAAAGAUAAUCCUUUUGUUAAAACUUGGAAAGUAGUUGCAAAAGAUGUUCCAGAAUUUCUAGGUAUUAAUAAGAGGUCGACUAUUUAUCCUGAACAUGUAGACAUUGUUAUUAUUGGAGGUGGUUUCAUUGGUUCAGCAACAGCGUACUGGUUGAAAAAAAGAGCUGCUGAUGGUUUGUCUAUAGUAGUAUUAGAAAAGGAUAUCACUUAUACAAAUAUACAAAACAAUAUAUCACUUGGAACACUUACUCGACAUUUUUCUUUGCCUGAAAAUUUUUAUUUGUCCCAAUAUGGUACUGAAUUCAUAAGGACAGCUAAAGAAAAUUUAGGUAAUGAUGUGGAUGUUCAAUAUAAUCCAAAUGGCUACUUAGUAUUAGCUGGUGAAAAAUAUGCAGAUAAAUUAGAAGAAACUGUUACUAUACAAAAAGAAUAUGGUUUCAAAAAUGAAUUACUGACUUCUGAUGAAAUUAAAAUAAGAUAUCCAUGGAUAAAUACUAAAGACGUACAAUUAGGUUGUAUUGGUUUGGAAUCAGAAGGAGUUAUUAAUCCUUGGGCAUUAUUAAAAGGAUUUAUACAAAAAUCACAGCAACUUGGAACUAUUUACAUAAAUGGUGAAGUAGUUGGAUUUGAAAUGGAAAAACAACGUGAUGUUCUAAUGGAAGGUGUAGCUCCUGGAACAUUUGAAAAAAUUAGUAGAGUUAUAUAUAGAACACCUGAUAACGAAGAACAUACUAUCAAAUUUGCUGCGUGUAUAUUGGCAGCAGGGCAUAAGUCAGGAGAGAUUGCAAAAUUAGCCAAAGUGGGGCAAAGUGACGGAUUACUAUCAAUACCUUUACCUAUAGAAUCUAGAGAAUAUGAAGUGUAUUCUAUCGAAAACGAAGCUAAAAAAACUGGUCUUAAUACUCCAGUUAUUAUGGAUACCAGUGGUUUAUGGUUAAGAAGAAAUGGUUUAGAUGAUGACUUGUUUUGUGGGCUAGUCCCGUUAAUGGCAGAAGACAGCAAAACAUUAUCCAAAGAAGACUAUUAUAAAAAUAUAAUAGAGCCAUCAUUAAACAACAGAUUUCCAAAUACAAUUGGAACUCAGGUACGAACAUUUUCUAGCGAAUUACAAGAUUGCAAUACAUACGAUGAUACUGGUAUUUUGGGCCCACAUCCAUAUCAUAACAAUUUAUAUAUAGCGGCGGGAUUCGGUAAAUAUGGUAGCUGAGUAAAAGGGACGUGAGGACGCUGUCUCACUCGCACUUAGCUAAAAUGACGUCAUUAGAAGUACUCUUGGAUUUGUCCUCGACCAUGCGUGAGUGUAAUGCAUAUUAAAAACUCCACUCCUAGUAAAUUUCGAUUCGUCAGUUCACAAAAUAGAGUUGAUAAAAUCUGGAUCAUUCCACUUCUGAUCAUCAUGAUCUUCUGAACAUCUGGGGGUGUUUAGAGAAGCCCUUGGACCCCCUCUAUCGAUAGUUUUCGUUUGGACCACAUGAAACCCGACACCCUGUAUAUCAGUGAUUCUCAACCUUUUUUUUUGUUGCGCCACAUAUUUAACGAUUUCAAAAUUUGGCGGUACACAAAGAAAAAGAUAAAAAAUAUUUACUUACUACAACACACUGCAUAAAUA